CACGUCACCCUGUAGCCUGUAUAAAUACUAAGAUCGCAUUCGCACCCCUUCAUUCUGUUACUUACAUCCACUCUUAGCUGUUGGAUAAAGUAACGCUUUAAUUAUUUUUUUAAUUCUCUUCCUUUGCUCUUCGCCGAAUCCUAACAAUGCGUGAGUGCAUCUCUAUACACGUUGGUCAGGCUGGUGUGCAGAUUGGCAAUGCCUGCUGGGAGCUGUACUGUCUGGAACAUGGCAUUCAGCCUGAUGGGCAGAUGCCCAGUGACAAAACCAUUGGAGGAGGUGACGAUUCCUUCAACACAUUCUUCAGCGAGACUGGAGCUGGGAAACACGUCCCUAGGGCUGUGUUUGUAGAUCUGGAGCCAACUGUCAUUGAUGAGGUGCGCACUGGAACAUACCGCCAAUUAUUCCACCCAGAGCAGCUCAUUACGGGUAAAGAAGAUGCUGCUAAUAACUAUGCUCGUGGUCACUACACAAUUGGCAAGGAAAUAAUUGACCUGGUACUGGACAGAAUCCGAAAACUGGCUGAUCAGUGCACCGGUCUUCAGGGAUUCCUGGUCUUCCACAGCUUUGGUGGGGGUACUGGUUCUGGCUUCACCUCUCUGUUGAUGGAACGUCUGUCAGUUGACUAUGGAAAGAAGUCCAAGCUGGAGUUCUCAAUCUAUCCAGCCCCCCAGGUCUCCACAGCUGUGGUUGAGCCCUACAACUCCAUCCUCACCACCCACACCACCUUGGAGCACUCAGACUGCGCCUUUAUGGUAGACAAUGAGGCCAUCUAUGACAUCUGUCGUAGAAACCUUGAUAUUGAGCGUCCCACCUACACCAAUCUAAAUCGCCUUAUCAGUCAGAUAGUGUCCUCUAUUACAGCCUCUCUCAGAUUUGAUGGUGCGCUGAAUGUAGAUCUUACUGAAUUCCAGACCAACUUGGUGCCCUAUCCCCGUAUUCACUUCCCUCUGGCUACAUAUGCCCCAGUUAUCUCAGCAGAGAAGGCUUACCAUGAGCAGCUCUCUGUUGCUGAGAUUACAAACGCCUGCUUUGAGCCAGCUAACCAGAUGGUGAAAUGUGACCCACGUCACGGUAAAUACAUGGCCUGCUGCCUGCUGUACCGUGGUGAUGUGGUUCCUAAAGAUGUUAACGCUGCUAUUGCCACCAUUAAGACAAAGCGUAGCAUUCAAUUUGUAGACUGGUGUCCAACUGGUUUCAAAGUAGGCAUUAACUAUCAGCCCCCAACUGUGGUUCCAGGUGGUGACCUGGCCAAGGUCCAGCGUGCCGUGUGCAUGUUGAGCAACACCACUGCAAUUGCUGAGGCCUGGGCCAGACUGGACCACAAGUUUGACCUUAUGUAUGCCAAGCGUGCCUUUGUGCACUGGUAUGUGGGUGAGGGUAUGGAGGAGGGAGAGUUCUCUGAGGCCCGUGAAGACAUGGCUGCCCUGGAGAAGGAUUAUGAGGAGGUUGGUGUAGAUUCUGUGGAAGGAGAUGGUGAGGAGGAAGGUGAAGAGUAUUAAGCCAGAUCAUGUUAUAUUAUAUGGGCCCUUGUUUUAAACAUCUUAAUUUUAUCUGAACCGCCAAGCUUUUUAAUUUGCGUGCUAACCAGCACCCAAACUGGUAUGCUACGUAUGACAAUCUGUUUUUAGUUAACCACUAAGCAAACAUUGUUCCAUUGGUGUAAUUUGUACCAUCAGAUCUGGAAUAAAAAGGGAAAACAA
This is a messenger RNA of Spea bombifrons (plains spadefoot toad), 1703 nucleotides long. It is a transcript of the gene TUBA1B, whose product is annotated as tubulin alpha 1b. NCBI's taxonomy places the organism in Eukaryota, Metazoa, Chordata, Amphibia, Anura, Pelobatidae. The record is from RefSeq and is a predicted model, not a curated record. Gene Ontology annotation, molecular function: structural constituent of cytoskeleton; GTP binding. Gene Ontology annotation, cellular component: microtubule; cytoplasm. Gene Ontology annotation, biological process: microtubule cytoskeleton organization; mitotic cell cycle. Bases 147 to 1502 code for a protein of 451 amino acids. The transcript has 4 exons.